AACACCAUGCCGCAAUUUUUUUGACAGACGAAGGUUAUAGCAUAGAAGGAGGAUUAGCUUGUGAAAGAAUUUAUAGAAAUUAUUAAAAAUUUGUGAAUAAAUACCUAGUUAAGAACAUUAGAAAAUUGCAAAAAACAAUGUGGCCUCGUUUCGGUGUAAAGGUGGGCAACAGUACCCUAUGUAUUGCUCAAGUUAAACCCUCGGAUACAAAGCCCGAUGUGAUAGCCAACAAACAGGGUGACAGAACAUCCCAAGCAUGUCUGCUAUGGGAUGGAGCAGAGGAGAUUGAAUGUGGCUUGACGGCGAAACAAAAGAUGUCUUCUAAGCCGAAACAGGCUGUAGCCAAUAGUUUUCAAUUCCUUAAAGAGCCCCAAGAUAUGUCCGAAGAAUUUCUGGCAAAGGCACAGAGAACCAUACCAUGUGAGUACAACAGUGAGAAGCACACGUUCAUUUUGAAAGCAACCCAACCAUCAGACGAUGACGAAGAUAAGGUAGUGGCAAAAGAACUCUCCGCCUUUGCUGUGCAAGUUAAGCUAUUUGAAUCAGAAUUGGAGCUGGCCAAACAAUAUUACAAUGAACAAGGCAAACCCACGGUGGUGCUAUCAAUUCCCAGUUAUUAUCCCGAGAAGUCUUGGCCAUUGCUGGCUAAAGCAGCGGAAAAGGCUGGCUUCCAUGUGGCUCAGAUUGUAGAUGAGCCGACGGCAGCUAUACUAGCCUACGGUAUUGGCGAGGAAGAUGGAAAUGAUGAAUCAAAAUAUGUAUGGACAAUCAAAUGUGGUGGUAUUUAUUCACAUUUUGCUUUGUAUGAAGUGAGACAUGGACUCUAUACAAAAAUUGAAUGUUUUGGUCCAUUCCCCAUUGGAGGACAACAAUUCACCGAAGAACUCGUCAAGUUUAUAUGUGAAGAAUUCCAACGUAAAUACAAAUUAGAUCCACACGAAAGCCGGCGUUCAUUGGCUAAAAUACGUACUGCUGCUGCCAAUUGUAAACAUAUUCUGUCAACACUGCCAUCUACACAACUUUACAUCGAUUCCCUUAUGGACGGUGUGGACUUUAAUGUACAAAUGUCGCGGGCACGCUUUGAAAGUCUCAUACAACCUGUUAUUAGUAAUUUUAUGCAAACGCUUAAUGAGAAUGUGGAAAAGGCACUGAAGAACCACCCACAUGUGAAAAAGAUCGAUUCAAUUGUUUUACUUGGUGCCACUACACAAAUUCCCAAACUACAGUCUGCCAUAUCCUCGCGUUAUCCUGAUGCUGAUAUAAAUAGCUCAAUUUCGGCCGAUGAGGUUGUAGCCGUUGGAUGUGCCCGUCAAAGUCUGUUCUUGGUAGAUAGCGAAAAACAAGUACUUGAACCCUCGGAGGAGUGUGACUGUGUUGAAGAAGAAGUAACCAUAUGGCAUGGAACACCUGAAGAUGAUGCUAAUGCUCAGAAAUUAUUAAAUCCUGGUGAUGUACUUCCAAAAACUGUGGUCUUGAAUAUUAAAUUAAAAGAAUCCUCCCUGGAUUCGGAAACAUUUCAAAUACGCUUUGGAACAGAGACUGUUCAAGUUAAUGUUCACAAGGCGGCAAGUAGCAUACCUGAAGAGGGCUUUGUACGUUUGGAAGCGGAUAUACAGAAAGCCGAAAAUAGCUCACCGUUGGUUCGUCUGAAAUGUAUAUGAUCUUGGUUCGCAUAAGUCCACAGAAAGCGGCCUACAAAAAGGAGGAUGAGGAUGCACGACGAGCUCUGUUGUAUGCAAAAAUGUUGCCUGGAAUUAUGUUUUUAAAUCCCCCGUACACGCAGAACGCCUUUAAAUACAUAUUGCUUGUUUUUUAGUCUAAAGAAAUUCCUUUUAUUUAAAAUAAAGUAACAACAUUUUUCGUAUUAGAGAAAA
Musca domestica (house fly) is the source of this 1874-nucleotide messenger RNA. Its product is annotated as heat shock 70 kDa protein 14. The record is from RefSeq and is a predicted model, not a curated record. Bases 138 to 1661 code for a protein of 507 amino acids. Gene Ontology annotation, cellular component: nucleus; cytosol. The transcript has a single exon. Lineage: Eukaryota; Metazoa; Arthropoda; Insecta; Diptera; Muscidae. Gene Ontology annotation, molecular function: ATP-dependent protein folding chaperone; ATP binding. Gene Ontology annotation, biological process: protein folding.